GGCGUAAAGGUGGAACUAGGAAGAACAGGAGACAUUUGUUGAACAAAGACCUGUACAUCACCACCACAUCUUCAACGGGCCCGAAUAGUGUCUUCAUUUCUGUUAUCGUUUGCAAAGUUUACUCUGACAGGAAACCUGUCGAGAAUGGGCUUAUUUUGAAAAUCUCGUCCGGAUGUGUUGUGUUGUUUGUCGUUGUAACUUGACACCUGUGUGCUCGUCCCCGACCAUGACAAGCAGAGUCCCGAUCCGGAUCCCGAGCGGACACCUGAGGAUCGUCUGCAGAUGUUCUCCAGAGGCCGCACCGUGUCGAAAGCCUAUUUCAGCUCCAGCGUUCACAGCCACUCGUCUCCUCCUGCAGUGUGGAGCAGCAGCCAGGAUGAUCCCAGUGAAUGAACUGAAAAACCUCGGCACAGAGCAGAACUCAAAGCUGCGGGUCCUUAAACCGUGGUGGGAUGUUUUCUCAGAGUACCUGUGCAUUGCCAUGCUGAUGAUCGGAGUCUUUGGUUGCACCUUGCAGCUCACGCAAGACAAGAUUGCUUGCCUGCCCAGUCACUUCACUAGCCCAACACCCGAGGCAAUCGACUGCAGCCACAUCCGGACCUACGGGGAGAAUGAGACAUGGCAGCAAACACUAGUCAAACCUGUGAGUCCCAUCAUCCGGGAGGUGUUUGGCCGCAAGAACAAUCUGGACAUCCACCAGUAUGUGUUCGUUAAUCACUAUUGCUACGAGAAGUAUGUUCACUGGUACGCAAAGUACUUCCCGUACCUCGUUGUCAUCCACACUUUGAUCUUCAUGGUAGCAAGCAGCUUCUGGUUCAAGUUCCCUGGGACAUCUUCUAAAAUUGACCUCUUUGUGACCAUCCUGGUGAAGUGCUUUGACUCACCGUGGACCACGAGGGCCCUGAGUGAGGUUUCUGAGGAAAGAGGGGAGGAGAAACUGGUCAGUUGGAGAAGGAACACCACCUCAAAGGAACACACAGAGCGACGAGCAGAUGAGGAGGAGACUGUAGGGCUCCUUCGCUCCUCCUCUGUCAGGUCUAAUCCAGAAAAGAAACCCCCAGAAUCCCAGCCAACCCCCUCCGCCUUGGAUAAGAAGGAAGGAGAGCAGGCCAAAGCUCUAUUUGAAAAGGUGAAGAAGUUAAGAACUCAUGUAGAGGAGGCAGACCUCUUGUAUCUCAUGUAUGUGCUGCAAACAUCGCUCAAGGUCUUCAAGUUCCUUUUGAUCAUUAUCUACACUGCAGUGAUGGCACCCAACAUUGAAAUAGUAGUGCGCUGUUAUGUUCCUCCUGAGCUGACUGGUUUCGAUAUCUUUUGCUGUAACCACAACAAAGCCCAUCUUUUCUCCAAGCUUGCCUACUGCUAUAUGUGCUUUGUGGGAGUGUAUGGACUCCUGUGCAUUUAUUCCCUCUACUGGCUUUUCCAUCGGCCUCUGAAGGUGUUCUCCUUUGAGCACGUCAGACUAGAGACGGGUAUUAACGAUAUACCGGACGUGAUGAAUGAUUUUGCCUUCCUCCUGCACCUUGUGGACCAAUACGAUGCCCUCUACUCCAAAAGGUUUGCUGUCUUUCUUUCUGAGGUCAGUGAGAGUCGUCUCCAUCAGCUCAACCUCAAUCAUGAGUGGACUCCAAAAAAGCUACGCAACCAUAUUGCCAAGAACACGAGAAAUCUGUUGGAGCUACAGCUGUUAAUGUUACCAGGGCUUCCUGACACCGUCUUUGACAUCCCUGAGGUGGAAUCACUCAAACUGGAGCAAGUUAAAAACGCCACCAUCCCAUCGAGUGUGGCAAAGCUAAACUCCCUUCGGGAGUUAUCACUGAUUUACUGUCCAGUGAAACUCCAGCUUCCAGCCCUGAAUCACCUUAAGGAACAGUUAAAGGUCCUCCAUCUAUCUUUUGAAAAUUCAGAGGAGGUACCUUUGUGGAUGUACAACCUGCACAGCCUGGAGGAGUUACAUCUGAAUGGUCCUAUAAAUGAGGUGUCCAGAGGUGCCACUCUGGACUCCCUCCGAGACCUUCGAGCUCUAAGGGUCCUCACUUUGCGCUCCAACCUUACAAAGAUCCCACCCAGCUUAGGAGAUUUAGCAUUGCGGCUGCAGAGUUUGUGCAUCUAUAAUGAAGGUGUCAAGCUCCAAGCAUUUAGCAGCCUGAAGAAGUUAGCCAACCUAGUCUCACUGGAGUUGGUGGGCUGUGAGUUGGAGCGCAUCCCAAGUGCCGUCUUCAGCCUGAAUAAUCUACAAGAGUUGGACCUGAAAGACAAUAAACUAACCACUGUGGAGGAGAUUUUGAGUUUACAGCACUGUCGCCGUUUAGUGACCCUGCGACUGUGGUACAACAAAAUCACAUACAUCCCUGAUCACAUCAGUAAGCUGCACACGCUGGAGGUAAUAGACGUAAGCUGGAACAAGCUGAGGAAGCUUCCCUCUCGACUAUUUUACUGCACCAAGCUCAGGCACGUCGACGUCUCCCACAACCAGCUCACCUCUCUACCCCCUGAGGUGAGCGUCCCGCAGGGCCUCCAGUUCUUCUCCGCUGCUUUCAACUCUCUAGAGACGCUGCCAGAGGAGCUGUUCACCUGUAAAAAGCUGAAGACGCUGGCUCUCGGAAACAACUGCCUGUCGAAUCUGAGCUCUAAUGUGGCCAACAUGGCCCAGCUGGUCCGGCUGGAGAUUAAAGGGAACCGUCUUGAGUCUCUACCUGUGGAGAUAGUGGACUGUCCCCUGCUGACUGCCAGUGGGUUGAUAGUAGAAGACAAGCUGCUGGAUCUGCUGCCAUCAGAUGUUCGAAGCAGGCUGGCUAACAGCUAAGUUUGUAGAGCUAAUGGAUUCUUUUCUCAGUGUAGUGUGAAGGAGAACAAGAGGGGCCUGGCCAGCCAGCCUCCUGCUGGCCGGCGCUCGGGCCCUGAUUGGUCGAGUAUUGAUCCAUGGCAUGAGAGGGGAUGAACCAUAUGAAUGAACCAUAUGAAUUUAUACACAUAGAACAGUUAUUAAUCAAGUCAGUCAUUGGGACAUUUGUGUCAGUGAGUAACAAAUCAUCUUCCACGUGUUUUUGAUAUACAGUAUUUAUAAUGCAAUUUCUUAACAUGACCUUUUGUAAAUAUUUUUCUUGUAAGUUCAUCUGUGUCCUGUAAAUACCUUUGUGUAUUUAUUUUUUUUUUACAAAAAAUGGUGCACAUUAAUGCAAAGCUUAACAAGGAUUAUUAUAGAUACAGGGUCAGAAUACUGUUAUGUGUGGAGGAGACCAGGGCUCAACACUUCACAAUAAUAAAAUCAGUGAGAGAGGCAUGACCUUCAAACUGUCAUGAGACAGUAUUUUCAUUCAGAGUUUCUGUGACUAAUAUGUUGUGGGUUUAUUAGAGGGAUUUCUAUCCAUGCUGUAUCCUGUUGAACAGGUUUGUGCAGCAUGACGAAGCGUUUCCCACAGUGUAGUGGCUCAGGUUGCUUCCUUUCAGACAGCAAACAAGUGGAGGAAGAAAAAGCCUUUCAGUGGCUGAAUAACAAGUGUCCACUCCUCUGUUUACACAUUCUGUCAAAAUGGGGAAAGACUGAAUUCAUACAGGCGAUUAGGAAAAGCUUGAGUCAACAUAGUAUUCAGCGUAAAAAGCAGGACAAGAUAAAUGUAGAAGACCAAACUUCUGUCUUUAAAAUGCCUUUUAGAUGUAUGUAAUAUGUUGAACACACUGAUGCCUGCGCUGACGGGUGAUGCUCUUUACUCUUUCAACACUUUAUUUAUGAAUCGAUGGCUUCCUUGUAAUUUAAAUUGUGCUUACCUGUUUUAUUCUUUUUUACUACCUCUUUAGCACAUAUUUACCAACAUCUACAGUAAAUCAUGGGGAAAACAGUGUUCAACUUCCAGACAUCACUGUUAACCAACUGGAAUUUGAGUAAUAAGAUGUAGAAGAUUUUUAAUGACCUUAAAACUUUCCACUAAAUUUUUUUUUAACACAGAAACAAGGAAUUAAAAGGUUUUCAAAGUUA
Scophthalmus maximus (turbot) is the source of this 3973-nucleotide messenger RNA. RefSeq names its product volume-regulated anion channel subunit LRRC8E. The coding region runs from base 173 to 2803 and encodes 876 amino acids. The transcript is spliced from 3 exons. NCBI's taxonomy places the organism in Eukaryota, Metazoa, Chordata, Actinopteri, Pleuronectiformes, Scophthalmidae. Gene Ontology annotation, molecular function: protein binding. The record is from RefSeq and is a predicted model, not a curated record.